GUCUUAUUUUCAAUUUCCCUCCUGUUGAUCCCUAGCAUCAAUUUUGCCUUCUUUAUGGCUGCCACAAACUUCAAGGAAAUCACUGUUCCCACCAAAGGGUCCUUGCAAUAGACCUUCCUCCUUCCUAAGACCUUCCCAAUCUCAUGUUGGGCUUAGAAAUAUUUAGGCUUUGAUCUGAAAUCAAACCAGAUCCAAAUCUUCCUUCUCUUCCCAGGUCACUUAUGCUUUUGUCUCUCAUGUUCUGAAUGAUAAGAGGCAUUUCCCUUUUUUCUACCGGAUGGUCCCCAAAGAAGAAGCCCUGUACCCAGGGAUUGUCAAGCUGCUCCAGCACUUCCGAUGGACCUUGAUUGGCCUCCUUGCACCAGACACCGACAAUGGAGAGAGGUUCCUGAAGAGCUUGACACCCGUGCUCAUCAAGAGCGGUGUCUGUGUUGUCAUCUCACUAAGCAUCCAAGGACUGAAUACAAAUGCAGUAUACAUUCCUCAUCUUCCAUUCCUCAAGUGGAGGCAAGUGCAUGUAUUUGUUUACUAUGGUGAAAUGACUUUUUUCUUAGAUGGACUACUCAUUGUACAAUAUAUUUUUGACAAAGUGAUGAAAUCCAUUGUUGGGAAAAUUUUCAUCACAACAGUUUUGUGGGAUGUCGCCCUGGAGCUGAUGUAUAAUGAGAUAUCUUUCCAACACAUCCAUGGUAUAUUUUCCUUCUUCACUGAGACAAGUAAAGGGGCAAAAUACGGUGAUUUUCCACCCUUUUUCUCUGGUAUUAAGAAGUUUUGGGAGGAUGCUUUUAAUUGUUUUUAUUUAAAGCAUGCAUUCUCAGUGAAAGGCCGGACAAGAUGCAGAGAGAGAGGGAAACUGGAGAGGCUUCCCCAAGAUGAUCUGGAAAGAAUCCUCUCUCUAGACAGCUACAGGAUCUACAACACUCUGCAAGCCGUAGCUCGUGCCUUAAAUGCUGCAUAUUCAUCUAGAUCUAAGCAGAGGGGAACUGAGAGAAUGGGACUUCAAAGGCUACAGCCAUGGCAGAGCCUUCCUACUUCCACGUGUGUGGAAAGCUGUCGCCCUGGAUCCGUCAAGGUGAUUCAGGAAGGGAAGCCUCUUUGCUGUUAUGAAUGUCUUCCCUGUGCAGAAGGGACCAUCUCCACUCAGGAAGAUGCAGACCAUUGCAAAAAAUGCCCAGAAAAUCAGCAUCCAAACAUGAACCGAGAUCAAUGUGUGUUCAAGCAUAUCACCUUCCUAGCCUAUGAAGAAUCUCUGGGGGUUGUCCUACUUUCCCUUGCCCUACUGGGGUCCUUAGCCACAAGCUUUGACUUAGGAAUCUUUAUUAAAUACAACGAAACUCCCAUAGUCAAAGCCAACAACCGGGACCUCUCCUACAUCCUCCUGGUCUCCCUCCUGCUUUCCUUUUUGUCCUCCUUCCUGUUCAUUGGGAGGCCAAGGAAAGGGACCUGCCUUCUCCAACAAACAGCCUUCAGCAUCAUCUUCUCUGUUGCUGUUUCUUCUGUCUUGGCAAAAACCAUCACUGUGGUUCUGGCCUUCCUGGCCACCAAGCCAGGGAACAAGGUGAGGAGAUGGCUGGGGAAGAGUCUGGCCAACUCCAUUGUCAUUUCCUGUUCCUGUGUCCAAGUUGUCAUCUGCAUGAUCUGGCUGGGGAUCUCGCCACCAUUCCCAGACUCUGACAUGCACUCUCAGCCUGGAGAGAUCAUCCUGCAAUGCAACGAAGGGUCUGUGGCCAUGUUCUAUGGUGCCCUUGGCUACAUGGGCUUCUUGGCGGCCAUCUGCUUCACGGUGGCUUUCCUGGCCAGGAAGCUGCCUGGGGCCUUCAAUGAGGCCAAGCUGAUCACCUUCAGCAUGCUGGUCUUCUGCAGUGUUUGGGUGUCCUUUGUGCCCACCUACCUGAGCACCAAAGGGAAAUACAUGGUAGCCGUGCAGGUCUUCUCCAUCUUGGCCUCCAGUGCUGGGCUUCUGGGCUGCAUCUUCCUCCCCAAGUGCUACAUUAUUGUACUGAGGCCUGAUCUGAAUGCAAAGGAGCACCUGACAGCAAAAACUAAAGAUAGCAUCUGAUUCUUAAAAUAUUAUUUUUCAAGAAGGUAGGGAAGUGAGAUUCUUGGAAAAUGAUGUUUAAAAAAUCGUUACGCUCAUUUGAUCAUGUAGAACCAACCAACUUAAUGGAAGUAGUUAUUAAAUUUGGAUUUGGUUGAAAAUUUGUUAAUACUUUGAAAGAUAUAGAUCACAUAGAUCACGGAGGAUUCACAUUACCAAAAUUUUGUAAUUAUUCUUGGAACGGAACAAGGAUGUCCACUGUCACUCCUGUUAUU
Molecule: messenger RNA, 2313 nt
Organism: Podarcis muralis (Common wall lizard)
Lineage: Eukaryota; Metazoa; Chordata; Lepidosauria; Squamata; Lacertidae
Source: RefSeq, a predicted model, not a curated record